This is a messenger RNA of Dictyostelium discoideum AX4, 804 nucleotides long. RefSeq names its product 2,3-diketo-5-methylthio-1-phosphopentane enolase. The transcript has a single exon. Bases 1 to 804 code for a protein of 267 amino acids. The record is from RefSeq and is a predicted model, not a curated record. NCBI's taxonomy places the organism in Eukaryota, Evosea, Eumycetozoa, Dictyosteliales, Dictyosteliaceae.
AUGACACCAAAUAUUCAUACAGUUAUAUUAGAUAUUGAAGGUACAACAACACCAAUUUCAUUUGUACAUGAUGUAUUAUUUCCAUAUAUUAGAGAUAAUUUAGUUAGACAUAUCAAUCAGAAAUGGGGUAGUGAAGAAUUAAAACAAGAUAUUAAAGAAUUAUAUAAAUUAUAUUUAGAGGAUAACAAAGCAUCGGAAUUAGUUGUAAACAAUCAAUUCAAUACACCAGAGAUUUUAAAUCCAGAUGAUGAAUCAACAGAUAAAGAAAAGUUAAUUGAAUCUGUCAUUAGAAAUGUUAUCUAUCAAAUGGAUAAUGACAGAAAAUCGACACCAUUAAAGCAAUUACAAGGUCAUAUGUGGUUGGAGGGUUACGAAAAUGAGUUGGUCAAGGGUGUGGUUUUCCCUGAGGUUCCAAAAGCUUUUGAAAAUUGGAAUUUGAAUCAUAUCGAUAUUUACAUCUAUAGCAGUGGUAGUAUCGCUGCCCAAAAGUUGUUAUUCAAUUAUUCAAAUUUCGGCUCACUUUUACCUUAUAUUAAAGGUCAUUUCGAUACAACAAUCGGUGGUAAAUUACAUCCUUCAUCUUAUGAAAAGAUUUUAUCUACAAUUAAUAAUGGUUCUCCAAAUAGUUAUCUCUUUGUAACUGAUUCAAUCUUGGAAGCUAAAGCUGCUAGAGAAUCUGGUCUCAAUGUUUGUUUAUCAAUUAGAGAUGGUAAUCCUCCAAUCGUUGAUAGAGAAUUAUUAAAUACUUUUGAUCAAGUUUCUUCUUUUGAUCAAUUAUUUAAUAAAUUUAAUUUUAAAAAUUAA